Molecule: messenger RNA, 869 nt
Organism: Ceutorhynchus assimilis (cabbage seed weevil)
Lineage: Eukaryota; Metazoa; Arthropoda; Insecta; Coleoptera; Curculionidae
Source: the annotation of a GenBank genome assembly
CUCUGCUCUGUGCUCUGUCCUCUGUGAGUCGUUGAUGUGUUUUGUAGUUUGUACUUGUAGGUACCUAAUAAAGAAUGGAUAAUGCCAAAGAAUUGAAUAUUGUAGACCCGGCAACAAACAUAAAUUACAGCUUGCUGGUUGAUGAGGAAGAUUAUAAUAGGGCCUUAAAUGAUGAUGCAUUUUUGUCGAUGUUAUUAACACACGCAAAAACAGAUGAUAACAUGAAAGUUUCUGAACAGACAGAGCUUGAUGAGGACACUCCAGCGUCUCCAGCAAUGGCGAAUUUGGAAACUGAGACUAAAGACACUGAAGUCUCAUUUAUUUUACCCCCUAGGACAAAUAAAAAUCAUGACCUCGAAGAACUAUUGAUAACAGAGGUUCAAAUAAGACCACCAUUAUGGGAUGCUAGACUUCCGUUAGUAGAAAGAUCCAAACCUCCAAACCCAUCCGGGAAAAAUUAUGAUAAAUAUCCUAAUAUUGACGUUACUUGUCUUCAAAAAAAGUGGAAAAAUCUGAAAGACACUUAUCUUAAAACUAAGUCAACUGUGGAAGCUUACAUACCCACUACGUCUAGCUACGCUGAUAAUAUUAAUAAGGCGUCAGUACCAAAAGAACCUGAAAAAGAAAUUAUACCGCCACAUCCCAAUAAACGUAAACUUCCUGCAACACAGAAACUAGACUCACCACAAAAAAAAAAUUUAAAAGCCAUUGAGAAAAUAUCAGAAACCCCAGAGCCUGAAGAAGACAAAAUUAAUCCCAUUUGCCUUAAAAUUUCUACUAUGCUGGAAAAAAUGCCAAUGAAGGAAAGAUCUAUAGCUGAAAUAGAACUAUUAAAAAAAGCAUUUGAUUUCAGUCAACCCUACCUUUAA